UGUGUGGCAGCACUCGGACGCUCUCUUUCUGGUAACCUAAAUGUAAAUAUCAGUCUUGAUCAUGGUGAGACGGAGAAAUGAGGAACUAGAUUUGAAUGGUGCAAAUAAGCUGGGAAACCAAAACCACUGGUUUCCUUUUUUUAAAUAUAAAACCAUCAAUAGAUUCUACAAAAAUGACAGUUACUGUGAGGAAGUACCGACUGCACACAACCCUGGAUUAAAAAAAAAAAACUUUCUAAGAAUGGGAAGAAAGAGCACAAUAAAAUAGACUAUUACAACACAUCAUUUCAGUGAGACAAUUGUUUUUAUAUUUUUUUUUACCAAUACAUGACUGAGCUAGACUUCAUUUCAAGGCAUAUUUAAGGGUGGAAACGUAAGGCAUUUAUCACAACUGUUUCUGCAGAUGAUAUCCCUCUGUUGGCCGGUUUCAUUCAGCUAUAACUGGAUUGGAUUAAAUUCAAGUGUCCCUUCGGAAGAGGACCAACAACCCUCAAUAACCUUGAAUACUAAUUCAAUUGGAGGAGUAAGAAGUGACUAUAACGCUGAGUGGAGUGCUCUCAGGUGUCUCUACUGUUGGUGAAGACGAAAGCCACAGCAGGACAAGAGAUUUAAUUCUCUUGGGAAAUUCUGUCCAAUGUCUAAAAACAGCACGUAAAACAGAACUAACCUCUUCAUCGAAGUUGGCUCAAACUCUCUGGAUAUAGAUAUACAUGCGAUGUUUUUUGAAAUUUUAUUUUAUUUAGAAAUACCUGUGCUCACAAAGGUCCCUUGCACCCACACAGCAGAAAAUUAUCAUACGUUGUACCUGCAAACAGGCCCAACUCAGUUCAACAUGAAUUUACUCUGCUUUCCACUUGGCAGGCUUCAGUGAACAGUAAGCAGAGUCAAAGCACUCAUGUAGACACCCUCCCCCUUUUUCAAAUCCUUGUGACUCAGCUCUAGCAGAACUGUCUGGAGAAGGAGAGAGAUGUCCAUUUCUGCAGCUCGCAUAGUAAACGUGCAAUGCUGCUGAGCGCAUUGCUCUUUUUAUUCUCUAUAUUCCAAUGAAAAAACACAAGAGGUCACGGUCAAGGUCACGGUCCAGAUCUUAUUCUCCUUCUUAUAAACGGGAGAAGAAAUACCCAAAGGCCUACCAAAACAGUGGUGAUUUCCGUGGAUACCACCAUGGCUCCCGAAGGCCGUACAACUUCAGAGGAAGAGGCCGGGGCUACUUCCCCCGUGGACGCUUCCAGCGUGGUGGGAGAGGUGGUGGUGGCGGUUACAACAACAAUAAUUACCGAAACUACUGGAAAAACAACAAGCAGCGUCCUCCAAAGCAACAACAGCAGCAAAGGUACUCACAGGACGGAUACUACAACACCCAGAAAUGCUCCAGGAGCCCCACCCAGAGUCAUUCACGCCACUCUGACCGAUCCUCUACACCAUUGUCUAGAAUCUCUCACCAUUCUUCUCCUUCUUCGCACUCCUCCUCCCCCAAAAACAGACUAUCAUAUGUGCAGGCAAAUCAAACGGCCAAAGAGGAGAAAGAACAGGUUAAGGCCUCCAAAGAUGUCCACUCAGAAGAAGAUGGUGAUGGACAAGAAAAGGCCCUUGUUCAGAUGGACGAUGCCCCUGAUGGCCAAACCAGUGAGAAAACUGAAGGGAGCCAGAAAGGCUUGAGUGAGAACAACAGUCCUAAGAGAGCCGAUCCAGAGGAGAGCUCUGCUGGUGUUGUUGUCCAAAGCAGCCAAGCGUCUACCCAGAAAAAAACGAACGAGGGUGACCCCUCACAGACAGGUGGCUCAUCCUCGACCAAGAAACCUGCAAAAGACGGUCUGAAUCCAAUGCUUUCUAGCUUUGACUUCUUCUCCAGUGACGAAUACACGGAUGCGGAUAAACUAGCCCUCUCCGUUGCUUUUAAAAAGUUUUUGGAGGAACAGAAUAAGAAGUCACAAACUCUGGGCGUCACGCCAUCAGAUGCUUCGGAUGGGGAGCAUAAAAGCAUAAACAACAGAGAAGCCAAGGCCAUUUCUACCCUUGCAUCUAGAGAAAACAAUACAGACAGCGAUGGCGAAGUGUCUCUGAAAUGCAAAACAUCGCCUUUUCCGAGCAACGACCGCAAUAAGGACGAGACAUUAAAGAGGUCAAACCUCAAGUCAUCUCCUCAUGAAGAUGAGCCCUCAAAGCAGAAAGUUGCUUUCUCAGGUUUCGGAAAAUGGCAGAGUGUCACUUAUUCGCAGAGCAGCAGUGACCAUGAGAAUGAAGGGGAUGAGAGGUAUCCCACUCAAAGCCACGAUAAGACUUUCGCUAAGAAGGAACUUCGUGGAAAUUGCGAGGAAACUUCUGAUAAAAGGAGUUUGGCUAAAUCAGUGGCGUCCUCCAUCAUGGCAACUUCGAAGGGAAGAAACCCAGAGAGAGAGAAGUCUAUGAAUCAGAGAGAUGAGUUGUCUUUUGCGUCCCUGAGAAGACAGGAACCAAAAUGUAAUAUAAGAAUGGAUUACUUCAGAGAAAACUUCAUAGGUGCUGCUGACAUUUUGGCCGAAGAGCGAGAGUUCUCACACAGUCUCGCACAAUCCUCGAAAAGGGACCAAGAGUUUCGCUCCAUUUUCCAGCAUGUGCAGACUCCUCACACGCAGAGGCUGCCUACUGAAAUGUUUGCUCAACACAUAGUUGCUAUCGUCCACCACGUCAGAGCCCAUCAUGCGACACCAUCAGGAAUGUCUCUAAGCCAGCGCUUCGCCAUGUACCAAAGACAAGCUGCAGAGAAGGAAAUGAUGAAGCUAAGAAAAAGUCCAGAGAUUCACAGGAUAAUUGAUGUUUCACCAAGUGCUUUUAAGAAAAACGCUCAACUUUUUGGGGCGAUGAAAAGCUGUGAAGAUGGCACUUUCAAGCAGACCGGGGAAAAACUCAAGGGGGAUCCCAUGGAUCUACGUUUGGAUAUAGAACGCCGCAAAAAGUCUACCAGAAGAGAAAAAGAUCACAGUGAGGAGCUGGGAGACGACAUGCUUGACUACAGGGAAUCUAGCGGUGAAAGGUCUGAGGAGAAACACCACAAGAAGUCAAAGAAAAGUAAGAGCAAGCGCUGCCGCUCCAGUUCAUCCUCCUCUUCGUCUUCCUCUCUGUCACAAAGAGAUGAGGAUUCUCUGGACAAAAAUUUGCAACAGGAGGAUGAGGCUGCUUCAAGAAGCCAUUUUGUGCAAGGGAUGUCACCAGGAGAUGCUGAGAAAGACAGAAUACGUGACAAAUUUCAAAUGCGCCUGCGUGGAAGGAGUUGGAACAAAGGCAACAGAGAACAAGUAAGCAACUCACGGGUUUACCAAGAAGACUGGGACCCAGAAUAUACAAGGGGCCGGAAACACUACUUGCAUGAGAUCAGAGACGGAGGCGAGGAAUCCAAUUGGACAAACAAUCUUCGAGGGGAGGGCAAAGGAACUGUCCCACGUGGAAGGGCCAGAUUUAUCAUACGCAACGCCCCAACUGGACCAAACAUUCAGCGUUCUAAAUGGACCAGCGAAGAGAGCACAGUCAACAGGAAGCAAGAAGGCAUGCGUAUGGAAACUGGAGAGGACGAGACGGGAGGAUAUAUCAACGGAGGAACUUCUUAAUCCCUGUCAUAAAUCUUAGUCGCCCUUCAAGUCAGAUUGGGAUCCAUGCGAGAAUCAUGUUUUAAGUCCAUGGCGUUAUGGAAACCCUGCAUCGGUUACUUGGGCUGUUACUUAAGGCGUUAUUGAACUCACAUAGUCAUUCACAGCAGUAUCAUGUAGGCCGGCGGGAAUUUGCUUUUUCCAAAGCUAGCUCUGACUGGAUGGAAACCAGGAGGUAUCAAAGAGGGAAUGUCAUCCCUUCACUUGGGCAGGGGCCUGAACUGUGGUCUCCUUGGAGAUGGACAGUCAACAGAAAACCUUCCAAGACAGGCAACCAAAAACCUGUCCGAGUAUGUGGGUGAACAGUAGCUACACUAUGAUUUUUUUCUUUCCUCUUGCAAAAACUGCUGACUUGAUAUGCCUUUUCCAAGUUUGAUGAUGGUACAGAAGACUGUCUCAAAUCUGUCUCAAAUCAUGUUUAAACCACUGUAAAAAAAUAUUAAAAACACCUUUUUAAGUCAUUUUGUCAUUUAGAGUGAACAACUGGUAUUGAAAAUGAAGGCAAUGUCUGCGAUGGGCAAUUUUUUGAAAGCAACUUCCGUUCCCUUUAAAUGUCCAUAGUGACCUGUAUGGCCCAGGAUGGUUAGAUUGGAUGGGACCAAACUGCUUAAUGUCACUAGACUCACAAAAGUAAUAGUUUAUCAUAAUAAAUUCUCUCAUGACUGGCAGUAGAAAACAACAGAUGUAUAACUUCGAAUGCUCUUAUUAGGUACGCUCUGUUUCAUUUUUGCGUCUACUGUCAGAAUCGAUUUCACUUUGUUUUUGGUGUUUAUAAUGGUUUUAGAGUGGAUUUCUUAAAUAGUCAACUGUGUUUAACACAUAUUGUGUACAACUGUGUAAAUAUUCAGUCCAGUCAAGAGACUCCAGGGCUUGUUUGUGGUAUGUUGUUUUUGUGGCAGCAGCAUUGCAUGUUGAGUAAAUGAGUGAUGAUGUUCACUGCAUGAGAGAAUCAGGUUGUAAAAGGAGGCUCAAAGAUAACAAACGCCUUUGUGAGGAGGAGAGACACAUCCUGCCAUCCUCAUGCUGUGUUUAAGAACCUUGUGUUAGCUGGGCUGACAACGUUCUCAACUGCCCCUCUCACACAAUACUUUGUCAAUUUGUUUGAUGUAUUUUUUUACAUGUGGACAAUAGACCUGUAGGUGGCGCUUUACUUGCUGACCGGAGCUGCUCUGAACUAUUUUUUUUUUUUUUAUUGCAGUUGCUACUGGUUG
Molecule: messenger RNA, 4834 nt
Organism: Synchiropus splendidus (mandarinfish)
Lineage: Eukaryota; Metazoa; Chordata; Actinopteri; Syngnathiformes; Callionymidae
Gene: thrap3a
Product: thyroid hormone receptor associated protein 3a
Exons: 10
Coding region: 1044-3584 (846 amino acids)
Biological process (GO): positive regulation of transcription by RNA polymerase II
Cellular component (GO): mediator complex
Molecular function (GO): DNA binding; transcription coregulator activity
Source: RefSeq, a predicted model, not a curated record